Zingiber officinale is the source of this 3819-nucleotide messenger RNA. RefSeq names its product glycine dehydrogenase (decarboxylating), mitochondrial-like. Gene Ontology annotation, cellular component: chloroplast envelope; glycine cleavage complex; mitochondrion. The transcript is spliced from 16 exons. The coding region runs from base 440 to 3565 and encodes 1041 amino acids. NCBI's taxonomy places the organism in Eukaryota, Viridiplantae, Streptophyta, Magnoliopsida, Zingiberales, Zingiberaceae. The record is from RefSeq and is a predicted model, not a curated record. Gene Ontology annotation, molecular function: glycine dehydrogenase (decarboxylating) activity; glycine binding; pyridoxal phosphate binding. Gene Ontology annotation, biological process: glycine decarboxylation via glycine cleavage system.
GACGGGAUCCGCCGCAUCUGACCACUCUCACACGUUCGUCUAUCGCAUCGGGCAGAUAACAACAGAGAAGCCAAUGCAAGCAUCGAGCUCGCGAUUCAAUCCGCGCCAGAUUCCAACGUCACCUUCAUCGCCAUUGGUUCUCCUGUAGCCAUCCAAGAGAUCGGUGUCCACCUACCCCCUCGCCUACUCUUGACGAAGAAAAUGGAAUCCUAGAUCUGGAUCUGGAUAACCAAUCACCAAACCUCAAUCUAUCGCUUCUCACCAACCUAAAGUAGUGUGUCCUGUGUAAUUGAAGCACUUUGGCGGAGCGACAGCGACUCGAUCGAGGAGGAGCCGGAGGAUUGCUGGAAGAGUCGUCUCUACAUUACUCUUCGAUCCCCUUUCCUCGCCUCCUCUCUGACACAAAGCGAUCUGCUUCGGUGUUUGCGCAGGUCGCACAAUGGAGCGCGCUCGUAAACUGGCGAGCCAGGCCACCAUCCGCCGCGUAAUAUCGCGCACGUUUCCGUUCUCGGCGAUCACGGCGGCCGCCAAUCGCAACCUGGCGCCCGCCGCCCUCUUUCCUGUCAGUUGCUUCACCACUUCCCUCUUCCGUGUACCCGCUUCCACCCGUUCCCUGCUCCGCAACGCCCAGAUCCGACUUGUCUCGAUCGACGCCCUCCGGCCCUCCGAUACCUUUCCCCGCCGUCACAACUCCGUCACGCCCCAGGAGCAAUCAGCCAUGGCUGCUUCCUGCGGCUUCUCGUCGCUCGAUGAGCUUAUCGACGCAACUGUCCCCGCGUCCAUACGCCUUCCAGACAUGAAGUUUUACAAGUUCGACGCUGGCCUCACCGAAUCGGAGAUGAUCGCUCACAUGAGCCGCCUCGCCGCCAAGAACAAGGUGUUCAAGUCGUUCAUCGGGAUGGGUUACUACGGCACCUUCGUCCCCAGCGUCAUCCUCCGUAAUAUCAUGGAGAACCCGGCUUGGUACACUCAAUACACACCCUACCAGGCCGAGAUCGCCCAAGGCCGUCUCGAGUCUCUCCUCAACUUCCAGACAAUGGUCACCGACCUCACCGCCUUGCCCAUGUCGAACGCCUCCCUCCUUGACGAGGGCACCGCUGCUGCCGAGGCCAUGGCCAUGUGCGAUAACAUCCAGAGGGGCAAAAGGAAGACAUUCUUGGUUGCCUCUAAUUGCCAUCCCCAAACAAUCGACGUCUGCAAGACCAGGGCCGAUGGGUUCGGCAUCAAGGUCGUCGUAACGGACCUCAAAGAUUUUGAUUACAACUCAAACGAUGUCUGCGGAGUUCUUGUGCAAUACCCUGGCACCGAGGGUGAGAUCUUGGACUACGGGGAGUUCGUCAAGCACGCUCACGCCCAUGGCGUGAAGGUCGUGAUGGCAACUGACCUCCUAGCUUUGACGGUUCUGAAGCCACCGGGUGAGUUCGGGGCCGAUAUUGUCGUUGGAUCUGCGCAAAGGUUCGGGGUGCCCAUGGGCUACGGUGGUCCGCACGCCGCUUUUCUAGCGACAUCACAGGAGUACAAGAGAAUGAUGCCCGGUAGAAUCAUCGGCGUCAGUGUCGACUCCACAGGUAAGCCUGCGUUACGCAUGGCAAUGCAGACUAGGGAACAGCACAUUAGGAGAGACAAGGCCACCAGCAACAUUUGCACGGCGCAGGCAUUGCUUGCAAAUAUGGCCACAAUGUAUGCGUUGUAUCAUGGUCCUGAAGGUCUCAAGGAAAUCGCUGAUAGGGUCCAUGGUCUUGCCUGUGACUUUGCACUGGGGCUCAAAAAGCUUGGGACCGUGAAUGUUCAAGAUCUUCCGUUCUUUGAUACUGUGAAAGUCAACUGUUCCAAUGCAAAAGCAAUUGCUGAAGAAGCUUGCAAGAAUGAAAUGAACAUUCGGGUUGUUGACUCUAAUACGGUAACUGUGGCCUUUGAUGAGACUGCCACCCUCGAGGAUGUAGAUAAGCUGCUCAAAGUUUUUGCUUGUGGCAAACCUGUCAACUUCACUGCAGAGUCUCUAGCUCCUGAGGUGCAGAGUCGUCUCCCAAAGGGCCUUGUCAGAGAGAGCCCGUACCUUUCACACCCAAUCUUCAACUCCUACCAUACAGAGCAUGAACUGCUUCGAUACAUGCACAAGUUACAAUCCAAAGAUCUAUCUUUGUGUCACAGCAUGAUUCCUCUUGGAUCUUGCACAAUGAAACUGAAUGCUACUGUGGAGAUGAUGCCAGUGACUUGGCCCAGUUUUGCAAAUCUUCACCCAUUUGUCCCUGCUGAUCAGGCCCGAGGAUAUCAAGAAAUGUUUAAAGACUUGGGUGAACUUUUGUGCACAGUCACUGGCUUUGAUUCUUUCUCAUUGCAACCAAAUGCUGGUGCUGCCGGAGAGUAUGCAGGGCUCAUGGUUAUCCGUGCUUACCAUCUAUCAAAAGGAGAUAGCCAUCGCAAUGUUUGCAUCAUUCCUGUUUCUGCUCAUGGAACAAAUCCUGCCAGUGCAGCUAUGUGUGGAAUGAAGAUUGUUGCAGUAGGAACUGAUUCCAAAGGCAACAUCAAUAUUGAGGAAUUAAGAAAAGCAGCUGAGGAACACAAGGAUAAUUUGGCUGCUCUUAUGGUUACCUACCCAUCAACUCAUGGAGUCUAUGAAGAAGGCAUUGAUGAGAUAUGCAAUAUUAUUCAUCAAAAUGGAGGGCAAGUUUACAUGGAUGGUGCUAACAUGAAUGCACAGGUUGGCCUUACAAGCCCUGGCUUCAUUGGAGCAGAUGUCUGUCACCUUAACCUGCACAAGACAUUCUGUAUUCCACAUGGUGGAGGUGGUCCAGGAAUGGGCCCUAUUGGUGUGAAGAAGCACUUGGCACCGUUCUUGCCAUCACAUCCUGUGGUACCCACUGGUGGGAUACCUCCACCUGAGAAUGCCCAGCCUCUUGGUACAAUUUCGUCAGCACCUUGGGGUUCUGCACUUAUUCUGUCAAUUUCAUAUACAUAUAUUGCCAUGAUGGGCUCUACGGGGUUGACAAAUGCUUCAAAAAUAGCAAUACUAAAUGCAAACUACAUGGCAAAGCGUUUAGAGAAUUAUUAUCCCAUUCUUUUCCGUGGAGUCAACGGGACUGUCGCCCACGAAUUCAUUGUAGAUUUGAGGGCUUUCAAGAUUAGUGCUGGCAUAGAGCCUGAAGAUGUUGCUAAACGCCUAAUGGAUUAUGGAUUCCAUGCUCCUACAAUGUCUUGGCCAGUGCCAGGGACACUCAUGAUUGAACCAACAGAAAGUGAAAGCAAGGCAGAAUUAGAUAGAUUCUGUGAUGCUCUUAUCUCUAUAAGGGAAGAAAUUGCGCAGAUUGAGAGUGGCAAAGCUGACAUUAACGUCAAUGUUCUUAAGGGUGCUCCUCAUCCUCCAUCUCUGCUAAUGAGUGACACAUGGAACAAACCAUACUCAAGGGAGUAUGCUGCUUUCCCGGCUUCUUGGCUCCGAGGCGCCAAAUUCUGGCCUUCUACAGGACGUGUCGACAAUGUGUAUGGCGAUCGUAAUCUCAUCUGUACCCUUCUCCCUGUGGCGCAAAUGGCUGAAGAAGCUGCAGCUGCAGCAGCAACUGCAUAGGCACAUACAUCAUAAUGCUGAAUCUUCAGAAUCUGGCAACAAUAGUCAAAUUCCAAUUUUUUAAAUCCAAAGCGAGAAGGGACAGAACUAAUAAACAUGAUUGUGGCCAGCCUAAUCAUUGGCUCCAAAAAAAAGCAAUGGAAUACGUGCCCAAGUCAAUCAGAUUGCCAAGCUUAAAAAGUAAGGAAAUUAUUACAUUGUCCGUUUAACUAUGCUCUCAAAAUUUUAUUAAUAUGAAAAUGCCCCUUAUUUCA